Molecule: messenger RNA, 1430 nt
Organism: Raphanus sativus (radish)
Lineage: Eukaryota; Viridiplantae; Streptophyta; Magnoliopsida; Brassicales; Brassicaceae
Product: probable sugar phosphate/phosphate translocator At4g32390
Exons: 1
Coding region: 147-1199 (350 amino acids)
Cellular component (GO): endosome; Golgi apparatus; trans-Golgi network
Molecular function (GO): antiporter activity
Source: RefSeq, a predicted model, not a curated record
GACCACAACUGGACCACUUCUCUCAAAAAAAAACCAAACACACUAUAAAAGCCCCCUCUCUGCUCAUCUUGCUCAACCUCCACCACCGUCCUCCGCCACACACCCGUCGCACGAACAAAGAACCAACGUCACCAUCAUCAUCACAAAUGGGGAAAGGAGGCACCCUCAGCGACAGCGUGAUCAAAAAGAUCAUACUCUCCUACAGCUACGUAGCGAUAUGGAUCUUCCUAAGCUUCACAGUCAUCGUCUACAACAAAUACAUCCUCGACAAGAAGCUCUACAACUGGCCUUACCCGAUCACCCUCACCAUGAUCCACAUGUCCUUCUGCUCCACCCUAGCGGUCCUCCUCAUCAAAGUCUUCAAACUCGUCGAGCCGGUGUCAAUGUCUCGCCAGACUUACCUCAGAUCCGUCGUCCCCAUCGGAGCGCUGUACUCUCUCUCCUUAUGGUUAUCCAACUCCGCAUACAUCUACCUCUCCGUAUCAUUCAUACAGAUGCUCAAAGCUCUGAUGCCCGUCGCGGUCUACUCCAUUGGCGUCUUCCUCAAGAAAGAAUCGUUCAAGUCCGAUACCAUGACGAACAUGAUAUCCAUCUCCUUCGGCGUCGCGAUCGCAGCUUACGGCGAAGCGAGAUUCGACGUCUUCGGUGUGAUGCUCCAGCUCGGAGCUGUUGCUUUCGAAGCGACACGUUUGGUUUUGAUUCAGAUCUUGUUAACUUCCAAAGGCAUCAACCUUAACCCCAUAACGUCUCUUUACUACGUGGCUCCUUGCUGCUUAGCGUUCUUGUUUAUCCCCUGGAUCUACGUGGAGCUCCCUGUUCUUAGAGACACGUCUAGCUUCCACUUCGAUUACGUCGUCUUCGGGACGAACUCGUUGUGUGCGUUUGCUUUGAACCUAGCUGUGUUUCUUCUAGUGGGGAAGACUUCGGCGUUGACUAUGAAUGUUGCUGGCGUGGUUAAAGAUUGGCUGUUGAUCGCUUUCUCGUGGUCUGUGAUUAAGGAUACUGUGACUCCUGUUAACCUUUUCGGGUACGGGGUAGCGUUUUUGGGAGUUGCGUAUUAUAAUCACGCGAAGUUGCAGGCGUUGAAGGCCAGAGAGGCUCAGAAGAAGGUUCAGCAAGGGGAUGAAGAGAGUGGGAGGUUGUUGGAAGAGAGGGAAGGUGGUGAUGGUGAUGGUAAGAAGAAUGAGUCUGAUAACUAAAUUUUGUUUUGAGAAGCCAGAACACAUAAUUAAUAAGACCAUGGAAGUGAAGUAUGAUUAUGAUUUGCUCAUAGGUAGCGAUGUCAGAAUCUCAUAUUGCUUUCCUCUUUGUUUUAAAGCUUUUUUUUUUUAAAUCUCCUUUUGGCUUUGUUUUCUUCAAGUAACAAGCAACAUACCAGUACAAACAAACAAGUGUUACUUAUUAAUAUUAGUGUAUUGCCAUUCGUUUCA